AUGGACCAGCAAAAUGUUUGUCCAGACAAUAAUGAUGACCCUCUCCCUAACCAAGAAAAUAAUGAAGCCCAAUCCGUCUACGAUGAGGACCAACGAUCGGAAUAUAGUGAUAGAAGUAGGACCCCCCCCACCCGUAUCCUACCCAGACCUGGCAAUGUUAAUUUUUGCGGAAUUAAAAUAGAUAAAGGAUACGAGCCUGAAGUCAAGGAAGAAGAAGCCUUUGUGACCCCUGUGGCCCAUCAUCAAUCAUACUCCACCCAAAAGCCCAAAGAACGAUGCUCUAAAAGAUUAGAGGAUCAAGCAGCGGAAAGAUAUCGGUUCAUCCUCUCUAGACCAGAAGCCCCCAUUGUGUUUCCAGUAAACGUGAUCCCUUUGCAACCAGUACCACAAGCCCCGGUAGCACCUCCG
Molecule: messenger RNA, 408 nt
Organism: Racocetra fulgida
Lineage: Eukaryota; Fungi; Glomeromycota; Glomeromycetes; Diversisporales; Gigasporaceae
Source: the annotation of a GenBank genome assembly